AUGUCAGACUCUGAAGCUGCUUGCGUUUACGCCGCUCUCAUCCUUCAAGAUGAAGGUCUUGAUGUUUCUGUUGAAAUGAUCGAAAAGAUCAUCAACGCUUCCGGUUUAGCCGUUGAAAACAUCUACCCAAAGAUCUUCGCCAAGGCUCUUGAAGGUAAGGACAUCAAGGACUUCCUCUUCAACAUUGGUUCCGCUGGUGCUGCUCCAGCUGUUGCUGGUGGUGCUGCCGCUGGUGGUGCUGCUGCCGCUGAAGAAGAAAAGGAAGAAGAAAAGGAAGAAGAAGAAGAAUCCGACAGUGAUAUGGGUUUCGGUUUAUUCGACUAA
Mizuhopecten yessoensis (Yesso scallop) is the source of this 324-nucleotide messenger RNA. RefSeq names its product 60S acidic ribosomal protein P1-alpha 5-like. Lineage: Eukaryota; Metazoa; Mollusca; Bivalvia; Pectinida; Pectinidae. Gene Ontology annotation, molecular function: structural constituent of ribosome; protein kinase activator activity; ribonucleoprotein complex binding. The transcript has a single exon. Gene Ontology annotation, cellular component: cytosolic large ribosomal subunit; ribosome. The record is from RefSeq and is a predicted model, not a curated record. Gene Ontology annotation, biological process: cytoplasmic translation; translational elongation. Bases 1 to 324 code for a protein of 107 amino acids.